Messenger RNA from Effrenium voratum, 876 nucleotides. Lineage: Eukaryota; Dinophyceae; Suessiales; Symbiodiniaceae. The record is from the annotation of a GenBank genome assembly.
AUGUCCCGGCUGAGCGGGGUGAAGGUGGACGACGUUAAGAUCGAUCUCUUCCACUUCGAGGCGGAUCUGGUUGGUAACGGCUGGGAGUUCGGCCAGGAAGAGUAUCUUUUUGACUCCUUCAGUAUCGACGGCAAGUGCGUCACUGCCAUCGACAUGCGGUGGCUCAAUCUCGACAUGCGCCGCUGGAAGCGGCGAUUGAAGGCCAAGGAGCAGGCGCAUCUGGAGAUCCGAGCCAUGGCCAAGAAGCACACCAAGGAUCCGCGGGGAAAUCUCGCAGACUUCAAGCGCUUCCUGCGGAAAACGCACAAUGGCAGCUUGUUGCGAGCCUGGCGGCAAUCCCUGGUGGAAGGCGACGCGAUGAUGCUGCACAAGGGCCAGUUUUUCAAGGCCUGUGUGAACCUCAAGUGGCGCACUGAUGUGAAAGGCCUAUGGGAGCAGCUGGAUCGAGACGGCAGCGGCAGCAUCGGCAUUGAGGAGUUAGACUUCAAAGCGGCCGAGGGCUUGGCCCUUUUCCGCCAAUUCGUCAUGCAGAAGUUCGGCAACGCGACGCGGACCUUCGCAGCCUUGGACCUUGACGGAAAUAAGUUUGUCAGCGAGCCAGAGUUCAGCCAAGCGCUCAAGGAGUUCGGUUACGAGCAGCGGGACAAGCUCCUCUUCCACGCGCUGGACCGCCAUGGCAAGAAGAAGAUCAACCUGGAGGACAUCCUCUUCCUGGACAGCUGGAGGCCCAUGGAGUUCCUCCUGGCCACCCCCAACGCGGAGGCGGCCCAGGCCUUCAAGGCCAAGCUCCGGGACAGGUUUGGGAGCUUCCUGCGGGCUUGGAAGAUUUUGCUGGACCAAGAUGGCAGCAACAUGUGCAGCUUGGACUGGGCUUGA